Molecule: messenger RNA, 1263 nt
Organism: Leopardus geoffroyi (Geoffroy's cat)
Lineage: Eukaryota; Metazoa; Chordata; Mammalia; Carnivora; Felidae
Product: olfactory receptor 10R2-like
Biological process (GO): G protein-coupled receptor signaling pathway
Cellular component (GO): membrane
Molecular function (GO): olfactory receptor activity; G protein-coupled receptor activity
Source: RefSeq, a predicted model, not a curated record
AUGCUAACACGAAAGCACUCGUCAAGAAGCAAACAGGAGAGAAUAAUAUACACGAGGGGUAAAAAAGUGAUAGAGGCCAAAGAAAAAGCGGUUCUAAGCACAAAGGUGGUGGGAAACCUGCAGAAGGUGGGAAACUGUCGGAGAGCAACCAGUGACAGCACAGGCCUGUGGGCGGACUCUCCCCUCGCAAUCAGGCCUCCUUGCUGCUUCGGGAAAGAGCAAGGGUCAGACGGGAAGGUUUCCCUUCCGGAGCAGAGACACCAGGCCUCACUCGAGGAGCUCCACUUGAAGCCGCGGUCAAUCUUGGGGACCAAGUCAACCAAGCUAAUUUCUCCUCUGUCACAGAGGUUGCUGCUGGGCUUCUCCAACCUCGGAGAAAUCCAACUCAUCCUCUUUGCUGUAUUUCUGUGCCUGUAUCUGAUCGUUCUCAGUGGGAACAUCACCAUUGUCACUGUCGUAUGCCUGGCUCGCAGCCUCCACGUAACUUUGUGCUUCUUCCUGGGGAUCCUUCCCAUCUCUGAGACAUGCUACACUCUGGUCAUCCUGCCCAAGAUGCCCAUAAAUCUGUUGUCCCCGCUCAGAACAACCUCGUUUGUCGACGGUGCCACCCGGAUGCUUUCCUUCUUUGGUUUUGCUGUCACUAAUUGCAUGCUGCUGGGGGUCAUGGGUUAUGACCACUAUGCUGCCAUCUGUCAUCCACUUCGGUACCCUAUCCUCAUGAGCUGGCAGAUAUGCAGACAGCUGGAAGCCACUUGUGCUGUGAUUGGCUUGUUCUCACUGAUAGGCUCCCUCUUAGUCUUUGAACUCCCUUUCUGUGGCCCCAAUAAGAUCAACCACUGCUUCUGUGACAUCUUGUCAGUUAUCCAACUUGCAUGUACUGAAACCUACAUCCAUGAGCUGAUUGUCUUCAUUGGUGGGGUUCCAACACUCAUGAUCCCCCUGACUUUCUUCUGCAUCUCGUAUGGCCUCAUUGUCCACACCAUCUUGAAGAUCCCAUCCCCUGACGGCAAGCAGAAAGCCCUCCCCACCUAUGCCUCCCACCUCACUGUGGUCGUCAUCCACUAUGGCCGUGCCUCCUCUGUCUACCUGCGGCCCUCAGCCAAGUUCUCAUCCAGCAAAGACAGGCUUGUGACAGUGGCCUACACAGUUGUGACUCCGCUGUUGAACCCCGUGGUGUAUAGCCUCAGAAACCAGGCUGUCAAGAUGGCCAUUUGGAAAGUGAUUGGCAGAAGAGAAUUUUAUCCUAAAGCUUUGUUUUUUUAA